AUGAUUCUGCGUCUGACCCGAACUCGCAAGCUCAACACUCCCGACUACUCUGCCAUUUCCGACGGCAAGCCUCGCCAGGAAUUCAUUCCCAAGUACUUUGGCAAGUCCGGAUUCUCUGAUCAGGAUCCGAAGAAGACCAAGAAGAACGGCGGAGGCAGAGGCAACUGGGGCAACGUCGGUGACGAAGUCCUCGAUGACGAGUUCAACUUUAACAAGCCUCGUCGGAGGUCCAACAGCAGCUCGGUCUCUUCUCAGCUGCGGGACUUCAAGACCAAGUUUGAUGUCAACGAGACGGAGCCCGUCUUCGAAGAGUCAUUCAACGAGGCUGAAGAGGAAGAUGAGGAGGGCUCCGGCCCUUCGGAGAGUGGCAACAGUGUCAACUAG
Messenger RNA from Scedosporium apiospermum, 384 nucleotides. RefSeq lists its product as uncharacterized. The coding region runs from base 1 to 384 and encodes 127 amino acids. The transcript has 3 exons. Lineage: Eukaryota; Fungi; Ascomycota; Sordariomycetes; Microascales; Microascaceae. The record is from RefSeq and is a predicted model, not a curated record.